Messenger RNA from Fraxinus pennsylvanica, 1293 nucleotides. The record is from the annotation of a GenBank genome assembly. Lineage: Eukaryota; Viridiplantae; Streptophyta; Magnoliopsida; Lamiales; Oleaceae.
AUGGAUCCUCAAGCUUUUAUUAGGUUGUCAAUUGGGUCAUUAGGACUCAGAAUUCCUGGUACACCUCUUACUGCAGGAAAUUCUGAUAUUCAAGCGUUCUCCUCUUCUUGUGUAUGUGAGAUCCGCCUGCGCGGUUUCCCUGUGCAGACAACAUCAAUUCCCUUAAUAUCCUCAACUCAGAUAAACCCCGAUUCUCACAGCAUUGCCUCCAGCUUUUAUCUUGAAGAGUCGGACCUGAAAGCACUUUUGGCACCUGGAUGUUUCUACACUUCUCAUGCAUGUCUGGAGAUAGCGGUUUUUACAGGUCGGAAGGGCUCUCAUUGUGGUGUUGGUAUCAAAAGGCAACAAAUUGGGACGUUCAAAUUGGAAGUGGGUCCAGAAUGGGGUCAAGGAAAGCCAGUUAUUCUUUACAAUGGCUGGAUUGGCAUCGGCAAAAAUAGGCAGGAUAGUGGAAAACCAGGAGCAGAGCUUCAUUUGAGAGUGAAGUUGGACCCUGAUCCAAGAUAUGUCUUCCAGUUUGAGGAUGAUACUAAAUUAAGUCCCCAAAUUGUUCAACUUCAAGGGACCAUCAAGCAGCCUAUUUUCAGUUGCAAGUUUAGUCAAGACAGGGUAUCCCAGGUAGAUCCGCUGAGCACCUUCUGGUCAAGUUCAGUUGACGGUGUGUAUCAGGAUAUCGAAAGAAGGGAGAGAAAGGGCUGGAGGGUGAAGAUACAUGAUCUCUCUGGCUCAGCUGUUGCAGCAGCCUUCAUAACAACUCCAUUUGUUCCGUCAACAGGUUGUGAUUGGGUAGCUAAGUCCAACCCAGGAGCUUGGUUGAUUGUUAGACCCGAUGCAUGCCAGCCCGAGAGCUGGCAGCCAUGGGGAAAGCUUGAAGCAUGGCGUGCACGUGGCAUCAGAGACUAUGUUUGCUGCCGCUUCCACCUUUUGUUGGAGGGGCAGGAAGGUGGUGGGCUUCUAAUGUCUGAGAUGUUGAUGAGUGCCGAAAAGGGAGGGGAGUUCUUCAUAGAUACUGACAGGCAGGUCCGACCAGUAGCAGCAACUCCUGUGCCAAGUCCGCAGAGCAGUGGAGACUUUGCAGCACUGAGCCCUGUCAUAGGCGGAUUUGUCAUGAGCUGUAGAGUGCAAGGGGAAGGGAAAUGUAGCAAGCCGUUGGUGCAACUAGCCAUGCGACAUGUAACUUGUGUGGAGGAUGCAGCCAUCUUUAUGGCUCUUGCCGCUGCCGUUGACCUCAGCAUUGAGGCGUGUAGACCAUUCCGUCGGAAGACCCGGAGAGGUACCCUCCAUUCUUGGUGA